Mizuhopecten yessoensis (Yesso scallop) is the source of this 3715-nucleotide messenger RNA. Its product is annotated as zinc finger protein 227-like. NCBI's taxonomy places the organism in Eukaryota, Metazoa, Mollusca, Bivalvia, Pectinida, Pectinidae. Gene Ontology annotation, biological process: regulation of DNA-templated transcription. The coding region runs from base 529 to 2163 and encodes 544 amino acids. The transcript is spliced from 2 exons. Gene Ontology annotation, molecular function: RNA polymerase II cis-regulatory region sequence-specific DNA binding; DNA-binding transcription factor activity, RNA polymerase II-specific. The record is from RefSeq and is a predicted model, not a curated record.
UUUUUAAGAGUGUGGUCGAGUUGUCCGAGUAAAUUAAAAUGCUUGACGGUCUACCGGUAUCGAAAAAUUUCAGAAACUGUAUAGUAAAGAACAGAGCACAAGGUUCCUGCUCCGUCAUCAACAUUGGAACAACAACUUAAUCCCGGGAUGAAAAUGAUAAAAAGUGCUGAUAUGAGAUAUACGUAUGGAGACAUAGACCUGGAUAAAAACGUACUGGCGAUUCCAAGAUGUCUGUUGUGAAAUAAUUGCUGAUUUGUCAGAUGUACUCGCCCACCCUGUAAAUUCUUAUCUGAAGACAUUGAUUUGACUGGAAAAGAGUUACAAGGCUUUUUCACUUUCAGCAAACGAAAUUCAUAUUUGAAGAAAUUAAUUUUGAUUGGAAACAAACAUUUGUAAAAAAAAAUUGUAUGAGUACAACUUAAAAAGGAGGACUCAAUCUGAAGUUAAAAAAAGCAGACGGAAACAAAAGAAUCCAAUGGCAUAUUGUCGUAUACACUGCAUAUCUGGGAGAGAUUAAAUUUCAUUGCAAUGUCCAAGAUGGUUAAAAAAAGUCCCAGAAAGUUGGAUUGUGUUAACAAGGAUAAAGAUAAUCCGUACAAAUGUGAUGUAUGUGGCAAGGAAUUCAAAAAGGCACCUAACCUUCGAAAACAUCAAAUGACACAUGCAGCGGAGAAGCCCUAUAAAUACAAAUGUCAUUUCUGUAACAAAGGGUAUGUUGACCUGGGAAUCUUCAAGCUACACCUCGGAACACAUACAGGAGAGAAGCCAUACAAAUGUGAGAUUUGCAGUAGACAAUUUUCUGGCACACAACUUCUGAAGAGACACCUCAGGACUCAUUCAGGAGAGAAGCCUUACAAAUGUGAGAUUUGUUGUAGGCAAUUUUCUAGCACGCAAUAUCUGAAGAGACACCAGAGAACUCAUACAGGAGAGAAACCCUACAAGUGUAAAGUCUGUGAUAAAUGUUUUUCUAGUACAUGGGGUCGUAAGGAACACAUGAAGACGCAUACUGGAGAAAAGCAAUAUAAAUGUGACAUUUGCAGUCGCAGUUUUAACUGUAGAAGUAACAUGUCCAGGCACAUCCAGAGACAUAAUGGCGAGAAGCCACACAAGUGUGGUUUGUGUAACAAGAGAUUUCUUCUGCAAUGUAACUUAAGGAUGCACCUGAUGAGACAUAAAGGAGAGAGGCCCUUUAAGUGUGAAGUCUGUGGACAGGGGUUUACACGUAUGCCCAAUCUGAAACAACAUCUCAAGUUGCAUAGCAAGGAAGGUCCAUACAAGUGUGAUGACUGUGGAAUGGGAUUUCGACGGAAUUGUGAAUUACUCCGACACUGUAGAUCACAUAAAGGCAGGAAUAAUUUUACGUGUGAUAUCUGUCGUGAGGGAUUUGACCAGGCAAGUGACCUACAUACCCAUCUCAGAACACAUACCUGUGAGAAGGCAUACAAAUGUGAUAUCUGUGAGAUGGAAUUUAGUAAGGCAGAGAGCCUGAAGAUACACUGCAAGCAGCAUUCUGGAGAGAACACAUGCAGGUGUGAUCUGUGUGGUAAGAGUUUCAGCUGUAAAGGUAAUCUAUCUAGACACAUUCGUACACACAAAGGAGAGAAGCUGUUCAAGUGUGAUAUCUGUGAUAAGGAAAUUAAUGGUAACUUAAGAAGACACAUCCUCUCGCAUACAGAGAAGCUAUACAAAUGUGGUGUCUGCGGCAAGGAUUUCCGUUGUUCAAAUACUUUAAAAGAACAUUCUGCAAUGCAUACUGGAGAAAGGCCAUUCAAGUGUGAUGUCUGUGGGAAAGGCUUCAUAUCUAAAAGGAAUGUUAUUAAACACACCAAGAUACAUACUGGCGAGAAUCAGUAUAAGUGUGAUGUAUGUGAUAAGAAGUAUAGCACAGCUGAUUCUUUGUACAGACACCUCCGGAUACACACAGGGGAGAAACCAUUCAAGUGUGAAAUAUGUCACAAGGGGUUUAGCCGUGCUAGUACCCUUCAGCCACACAUGUUGAGACACUCGGGAGAGAAGCCUCAUAAGUGCGAUGUCUGUGGAAGGCAGUUUGUGGAGAAGGGGGCACUGACGAGACACCAAAUGACACACACUGGAGAAAAGCCGUACAAAUGUGACAUAUGUCAUAAGAGCAUACGUUCAAAAUACGCCCUAACAACGCCCUAACAAUCGACACAUUCUGCAGAUCAAGAGAAGCAACACAAGUGUGAUGUCUGUGGGAAGGAAUUCAGUACAGCUCAAUGCCUUAUUAGACACAGUAGGACUCACACAGGAGAGAGGCCAUACAAAUGUGAAAUAUGUCUUAAGGGGUUUACCACCUCGAGUAACUUACUGGCGCACCAUGGGACACACUCGGGCGAGAAACCGUACAAGUGUGAUGUCUGUGGUAAGGGAUUACGAACAGCACACUCGCUAAAAACACAUCGCAUGCAUCACACGGGAGAAAUGCCAUACAAAUGUGAUAUCUGUAAUAAGGGCUAUACAGAAUUUAAACUCCUCAAGAGACAUCUCAGGUUACAUACGAAAGAAAAAAACAUCCAUGCCUGACAUAUGUGUUGUAACGGGAUUAUCAGUAAAACAAGCCCUUAAAACAAGUGUACUUGCACAGUGGCAGAUCAAGAGACCAAGGGUUUUUAACCCAUUUACCCCUAAAGUCUCACAUGGACUUUUCCAAAUCAAUGAAUUGUACUGUCUACUGUGAAUAUCCAGGGUUGAGGGUUUUGAAACCAGGCAAUUGUACAAGCUGAUUUUAUAACCAAUGAUGGUGUAAUUACCCCAAAAUAUUAUAUCCAUGUAUUCCCCCUUUUUAUAAAAAUUGACCCAAGUUUUUAAAGCAAAGCUAGGAAACAAAAACACUGCCUUGAGUAAUAUUUGUUUAAAUACUAUAACAUUCAAUGGUUUUGGAAUUGAUUAAUUUCUUCCUAUUUUAAAGAAAUUAUUUGAUUCAAAAAGUCCCCUAAAAUGGAAAAUUCUGAAAAUGACAAAACUCCAGCUUUUGGGGUUUCAAUGAAUAUUUCUAGUUAAUUGAGAAAGAGUAGAGCCUCCAUAAAUCCCAUGUAAACCAAUAAAACCUAAUUAUUAGUUGGCAAAAUCAUAAUUCCUCUGUAUUCUUAUUGCUUAUAUAUGACAUUAAAGGUCAAGGGUACCAAUGCAUCAGUAAUAAUCACAAAGAAGAGUUCCACUGAUAGACUUUUUUCGAACUUGGAGUAAUCUCCCUUUGAUAUAUAAGAUGAAGUAGCCAAAAGUAGUUUUUCUGGCUUGGAGUAACUUCCCUUGUCAAGAUUUACAUGCGUUGUGACCCUUAAUUUGGAUACUCAUUUUGAUGCUCUGCAAUACGAAAAAUAUUAAACUGCCUUAUUCUGAUUUUAAACCUUCAAUACUGAAUUUUAUUAAACCGAUUUUGGCAAAAAAAUGGUCUGAAGAAACAAACAAUAAGUUAUUUUCAGUUCAACCUAAUGUAGAUUCAUGUGCAAAAGGUAGAGCAGACCGCAGAGAGGAAGUUGUCCUCUCGCGACUACGCAUAGGCCAUACCUACAUCACACAAAGUUACAUUUUACACAAGGAAGACCAGCCUUAUUGUCAUGCAUGUGAUCAACCAUUUACAGUCAAACACUUUAUGAUUAAAUGCGCUGAUUUCAAACAAAUAUGUGACAGAUUUUACAAUGUACCCUCUAUGAAACAUUUAUUUGAUACAGUUUCUGUGCAAUCAAUCUAUGAU